Molecule: messenger RNA, 2271 nt
Organism: Athalia rosae (coleseed sawfly)
Lineage: Eukaryota; Metazoa; Arthropoda; Insecta; Hymenoptera; Athaliidae
Product: putative nuclease HARBI1
Exons: 2
Coding region: 1439-2089 (216 amino acids)
Source: RefSeq, a predicted model, not a curated record
UUUAAUUAUCUAGGUGUGGGGGAAAAACUAGACAGGCAGAGAGGCCGAAGCUCGGUCCGCGAUGCUGUUAAUCACCCUUGUUGUGGCUAUACCCCUUUUUACUGAUUGAGGGAUUUUUAUCAAACCUCUUGAUCGCGAUUAUAAACUGGAAGUUAAAGACUAUUUGACUCUGCUCAGAAAUAUGGAAUGUUGUAAGCCGGACAGGCAGAAAGACCGAGGUACGAUCCGCGAUGCCGGAACAGACAAAAUCCAGAGAAUGUAAGCAAGUAAAAUGGGAAGCCGAGACAGGCAGAAGGACCGAGGUACAAUCCGCGAUGCUGGUCAACCCGACCCUACAAACAAGUGAGGAAGCCGAGACAGGCAGAAAGACCGAGGUACGAUUCGCGAUGCUGGUCAACCAACUUGUAGAUUAAAAACUGUCGAGUGGAAAGUCGGAGACUAACCACUCUUAGUGGGGUAGAGCACGAUUGACAUGGAGAAUUUGGGCAGGUUAUUAAAUUAUCUUGGGAGGUCUUCCCUAACGAGCGACCUAUUUUGUUUUGGCCCUCUAUCGGUUGCGAAUCGAACCGAUGUAUUUAAUAUCUGAUCUUCCAUAGCCAUCACGGUUCCUACGGGGCAUCCUUUUCUCAAAAUAAGUGAAUGUUCCCUCACGGAUGAUCACCCAUACAACUUUAUAAAGUUAAUUUUUUUAAUUUUAUAUUAAUUAAUUCUAUUUCUUAUAAGCUAGGUAGGGACCGUCGUACGCCACGUUACAGUACGAGCCCUCCAACUUAUACUUCCACGCUUUAGCUCGCAACCCAGGCCCACCAGGACUAGGUCUGCUAGUAGCCAGCUAGCCUACCAGAGUCCGGGCAAGGAGGGGGAAAAAGGGGGCCUUUCGAGGCGAUAUUGCCUAGAUAUCGGCCACCGAGAGACGCUUGCCCCAAUAUCUUGACAACAACAGUUUCCACACUUAAAUUUCUAUACAGACAAAUCCACGCUUUACCUCAAUUAUGCUGAAUAUUAUAAAUUGGAAUUGCAGGGGCUUCCACUCCAAAAGAAAUAAAAUUCCGCAGCUACUGAACCUCUGUGAUAUUCUGUCUAUCUCUGAAACAUUCCUCACGGCCGACUACAAUCUUCGGGUCGGAAUGAAGGGUUUCAACUACUUCAGAAAAGACCGGGAAGCUGGUCGAGGGGGCGGUCUAGUGAUAUAUAUCAAAAAUAACUUACGAUACAACACAUUCACAAUCAACCUAACCGAGCGUACAUGUAAUAGAAUUCAGAAGUAUGUAACUGAGAUGUACAUAUUUUUUUAAAUUUUUAUUGUAGAUCAGUUUGUGACAGAUUUAACGUGGGACGAGCUACUGCUGUAAGAGCUGUACGUCGAGUUUGUCGCGCUUUAUUUAUAAGAGCCCCAAGAUUUAUACAAUGGCCUACGGAAGAUCGUGCUGUUAAGUUGAUGCGUGGGUUUGAAAGAUCAAGUGGCUUUCCUAAAACAAUAGGAGCUAUUGAUGAAACUCACAUUCGUAUAAAUGCUCCAAAACAAAAUCCAGCAGAUUAUAUCAAUCGGAAAGGAUUUCAUUCUAUUCAGUUACAGGACGUAUGUGAUCAUAGGACUCUGAUAACACAUUGUUAUGCUGGUCACCCUGGAUCUGUUUAUAAUCGAAGAGUUUUUCGCUUAUCAGAAGUUGCAGAUUACCUGAAUGAUGAUGAUGCGUUCCCAGAAGACAGUCAUAUUCUAGGCGAUGCUGCAUAUGAAAUACAUCAGCAUUUACUUACUCCUUAUCGGGAUAAUGGAUAUUUAAGUGGAAAACAAAAAAAGUAUAAUUAUUGCCAUUCAUCUGCACGAGUGACUAUUGAAAGAUGUUUUGGUUUGUUGAAAGGACGAAUGAGGAGUCUAUUACAUUGUCUACCAAUGACAAGGGUAGAUUCAAUGGCAGAGUACAUUGUUGCAUGCUGCGUAGUUCAUAAUAUCUGUAUUUUACGAGAAGAUGAAAUAAUUGUCGUUACUAUGCCUGAAUGUAAUCGAGAAAAUAAUAGAAAUUGUUUGCGUGAAGUAAGGCGAAAUGCAGGAAUUCUUAAAAGAGACGUUAUCAUGAACUACUUGUAAAAAUGAUAAAAAUUCAUGACUCAACCUGUUAACAAUGAACAGAAUAGCUUUCCAAUUUUUGUAAAUUUGAACGAAAACAAUAAUAUUGCAAAAAUUUAUAAAUUUUCAAUUUUCCAGAGAAUGUUCCAAAACUUAAUCAUUUUUAACGAUGAUAAAAAAUUGUAUAUAAAGAAUUGUAUUAA